GUGGUGCGGACAGGACACCGCACGUGUGGCUGCGGGAUGAAGUUCGCCUACCGGUUCUCAAAUUUGUUGGGGACAGUUUAUCGGUGUGGAAACUUAAAUUUCACAUGCGAUGGAAAUUCUGUUAUCAGCCCUGUGGGAAAUAGAAUCACUGUGUUUGACCUUAAGAACAAUAGAUCUGACACGUUGCCCCUGGCCACCAAGUACAAUAUCAAGUGUGUGGGGCUGUCUCCAGAUGGCCGCCUUGCAAUCAUCGUUGAUGAAGGGGGCGACGCUCUGUUGGUCAGCUUGGUCUGCAGGUCUGUGCUGCACCACUUCCACUUCAAGGGUUCCGUGCACAGCGUCUCCUUCUCCCCUGAUGGCAGAAAAUUUGUUGUUACGAAGGGCAACAUUGCUCAGAUGUACCAUGCCCCCGGAAAGAAGCGAGAAUUCAACGCGUUUGUUCUGGACAAAACCUAUUUUGGGCCCUAUGAUGAGACCACAUGCAUCGACUGGACAGAUGACUCCAAGUGCUUUGCGGUCGGAAGCAAAGACAUGUCCACCUGGGUGUUCGGAGCUGAGCGCUGGGACAACCUCAUCUACUAUGCCCUGAGUGGACACAAGGACGCCAUCGUGGCCUGCUUCUUUGAGUCCAACAGCCUGGAUCUGUACUCGCUUAGCCAAGAUGGAGCCCUGUGUGUGUGGCAGUGUGACACGCCCCCUGAGGGCCUGAGGCUGAAGCCACCUAAGGGCUGGAAGGCAGACAUACUUCAGAGGGACAAAGAAGAAGAGGAGGAAGAGGAUGAAGAGGAGGGAGAUCAAGAAACCACCAUCCGAGGGAAGGCAGUGCCAGCCGAGCAGGAGAAGGUUGGGAAAGUGAAGUACUCGCGGCUGGCCAAGUACUUCUUGAAUAAAGAAGGAGAUUUUAACAACCUGACGGCCGCUGCUUAUCAUAAGAAGAUUCACCUCUUGGUCACGGGUUUUGCUUCUGGAGUCUUCCAUCUGCAUGAGCUCCCGGAGUUCAACCUCAUCCACUCCCUGAGCAUCUCCGACCAGAGGGUUGCUUCGGUUGCCAUCAACAGCUCUGGGGACUGGAUUGCCUUUGGCUGCUCAGGCCUGGGCCAGCUGCUGGUGUGGGAAUGGCAGAGUGAAUCCUACGUGCUCAAGCAGCAGGGCCACUUCAACAGCAUGGUGUCGCUGGCCUACUCCCCCGACGGGCAGUAUAUCGUCACCGGUGGGGACGACGGCAAGGUCAAGGUGUGGAACACCCUCAGUGGCUUCUGCUUUGUCACUUUUACGGAGCACUCCAGCGGGAUCACUGGCGUAACCUUUACUGCCACUGGCCAUGUUGUCAUCACCUCCUCCUUGGACGGCACCGUGAGAGCCUUUGACCUUCACAGGUACCGGAAUUUCCGCACCUUCACUUCUCCACGCCCCACCCAGUUCUCCUGCGUGGCUGUUGACUCAAGUGGGGAAAUCGUCUCUGCAGGGGCGCAGGACUCCUUUGAGAUCUUUGUGUGGUCCAUGCAGACAGGCAGGCUUCUUGACGUUCUGUCUGGCCAUGAGGGGCCCAUCAGUGGUAUUUGCUUUAACCCAAUGAAGUCCAUCCUGGCAAGUGCCUCUUGGGACAAGACAGUGCGCCUGUGGGACAUGUUCGACAGUUGGAGAACUAAAGAGACCUUGGUUUUGACUUCUGAUGCCCUGGCUGUGACUUUUCGACCUGAUGGUGCAGAGCUGGCUGUGGCCACGCUGAAUUCACAGAUCACCUUCUGGGACCCUGAGAAUGCUGUACAGAUGGGCUCCAUCGAGGGCAGGCAUGACCUCAAAACAGGCAGGAAGGAACUGGACAAGAUCACAGCCAAACAUUCAGCCAAGGGCAAGGCCUUUACCACCCUGUGUUACUCUGCGGACGGGCAGAACAUCCUGGCAGGGGGCAUGUCCAAGUUUGUGUGCCUUUACCACGUCCGGGAACAGAUCUUGGUGAAGAGGUUUGAGCUUUCCUGCAACCUGUCUCUGGAUGCCAUGGAGGAAUUCCUGAACCGAAGAAAGAUGACAGAGUUUGGCAACUUGGCACUCAUCGAUCAAGAUGCUGGGGAAGAGAAUGGGGUUGCAAUUCCACUGCCAGGUGUAAGGAAAGGUGAUAUGAGUUCUAGACACUUCAAACCUGAAAUCAGAGUAACUUCUCUGCGCUUCUCUCCCACUGGGCGCUGUUGGGCAGCCACCAGCACAGAGGGGCUUCUUAUCUUCUCCCUGGAUUCCCAGAUGCUCUUCGACCCAUUUGAGCUGGACACCAGUGUGACCCCUGCGCGGAUCCGUGAGGCACUACGGCAGAGGGAGUUUACCCGGGCCAUCCUCAUGGCCUUCCGGCUCAAUGAGAAAAAACUGGCACAGGAGGCCCUGGAGGCUGUGCCACACAGUGAGAUUGAUGUGGUCAGCGCUUCCCUUCCUGAGCUGUAUGUAGAGAAAGUGCUGGAGUUCUUAGCUGCCUCCUUUGAAGUGUCCAGGCACCUUGAAUUCUACCUUAUAUGGACACAGAAGUUACUUAUGUCACAUGGACAGCGGCUAAAGUCCAGGGCAGGACAGUUGCUGCCUGUGGUCCAGUUUCUUCAGAAGGGCCUCCAGCGGCAUCUGGAUGACGUUUCCAAGCUCUGUGAGUGGAACCGCUACAACAUCCAGUAUGCUUUGGCAGUUUCCAAGCAGCGGGGUGUGAAACGCACCCUGGAGCCUUUAGACACAGAGGAGGACACAGAUGCAUCUGAUGAGGACAGUCUGCACCUACUCAGGGAAGCUGCAGAUGAAGAAGAGGAAGGGAUGCUGGUGUAGACCAUGCCCUGCACAGCUGGAUUGGCUGAUGGAGAUGGAACCACUGUGCCCCUGGGGCCAGGAACUGAGAGAUGCCAGAUGCCCCAGGACUCUGCCGCCAGGACUCUUCCUGCCAGAGGCAGCAAGCCAACCUUUUGGGUCCAGGACCGGGAUGGAUAUAAUGGGCACAUGUAUGCCCUAGGCCCAGAGUGCUGCCGUGUCGGUGAUCCCUGCACAUCGCCUUCCUGAGAAGUGGACAGUUUUAGAAUGUGGACUUGCAGACUUCCUAUCAGAGUUAUUUAUAUUUUUAAUAUGAAGAUCUAAGAAUGAACUAUGGGCUGGGAAAUGAGCUUUUUAAAAAAAUGUGAGGACUUCGCCUCUCA
Molecule: messenger RNA, 3161 nt
Organism: Psammomys obesus (fat sand rat)
Lineage: Eukaryota; Metazoa; Chordata; Mammalia; Rodentia; Muridae
Gene: Pwp2
Product: PWP2 small subunit processome component
Exons: 21
Coding region: 37-2799 (920 amino acids)
Biological process (GO): maturation of SSU-rRNA from tricistronic rRNA transcript (SSU-rRNA, 5.8S rRNA, LSU-rRNA); ribosomal small subunit assembly
Cellular component (GO): small-subunit processome; Pwp2p-containing subcomplex of 90S preribosome
Molecular function (GO): protein binding
Source: RefSeq, a predicted model, not a curated record